AUGCCUUUCUUCGGGAGCCUGUCCGAUAUCUUCGCUAGUUUAUCACCGCGUCGCCGCCCCGAAGAUCGCCCGUCUGCCCAGCGUCGUCCGCCCUCUCGAACCCCUCUCGCUUCUCCUCUCCGUCGCCCUGUCUCGGAUCGCAAUCCAUUUUCGCUGGGAUCGGACUCGCAGGCCGAUCAUCUGAGCCCGGCGCUCUCUACACAGACCCUGGGCACCUCUGCGUCUGCUUUCUCGGAGCCCAUUCCCGCCGGGCAAGUGCUGACCCUCGGGUCAUUCCCCAGUCAGGACAAGUCGGCGCAGAUGAAGAGCAAGGGCCAGCCGCAGGACGACGCCCAAGCUCGCCAGGAUGAGGCUCGAUUGUUUGGCGCAAACUACAAGUAUGUCCUGAUUCGGGGAUGUUCCCUGUGCCACUAUCUGAAGAAACGCCUGCGCUAA
Penicillium alfredii is the source of this 435-nucleotide messenger RNA. RefSeq lists its product as uncharacterized. Lineage: Eukaryota; Fungi; Ascomycota; Eurotiomycetes; Eurotiales; Aspergillaceae. The record is from RefSeq and is a predicted model, not a curated record. The coding region runs from base 1 to 435 and encodes 144 amino acids. The transcript is spliced from 2 exons.